CCCCAGAUCACGUUAGUACCGAUUCUAAAAUACGCCGCUUUUUGAUUUAGCACCCGAACUCCAAUAUAAAUUGCGUAUUUAUGCCCAAAAAUGCAAAAUAUCAUAAUCAUCGGUCAAAUUACGGUAGCACAGAGAGAAAAAGUUUUUUUGUACAGAACAUGGAACAGCAAGACAACCACAGUAUCUCAGUCGUAUGGCGGAGGGAAAAAUUUAUUGUGGACAUAAACCCAGAUGCUACUCUCAAAGAACUGGGGAAUAAAUUACAGGAGCUCACCCAUGUUAAAGCUGAUACCCUGCGGCUACUUGUUCCUGUAGAUGCAAGUUCAAAGUUGAUGUACCCUUUCUCUGAGGAGCACUCGUAUCUGAGCUUGAAAGCGACUUCAGUUCUUAAGGCCAAAUCUAUUAGGAUGAUGGGUGUGUCCACAGAGGAAGUCGAUGAAGUUCUAAAAAAUGAGAAGGCAGACCUCAGGAUAGCUGGAUUUGAUGAAGAAGAAGAGAGGUUGAAGCAAAGAAUGUCAGAUGGGCGCCAUACAUUGCUGAAACUUCCUCAAGGAAAUUAUAUUUUUUCUGAUUUUCAGACACUUAGUAUUCCAGGAAUACAGCUAAAUCCUCCUGCAUCAGAGGCCUUGAAGUUAUUGCAUAUGCUUGCUUCAGAUCCGGGAAUUGUUGCUAUUAUGAAUAAGCAUCGAUGGCGGGUGGGCAUCUUGACUGAGAUGGCACCAGUUGGUUUUGUUGGUGUGAGUCCUAAAUGUAUCCUUGGUGUCAACAAGAAUCAUGGAGAAGAAAUAUCACUGCGACUUCGAACUGAUGACCUCAAGGGUUUCAGGAAAUAUGAAAGCAUCAAGAAGACUCUUCUGCACGAACUGGCACACAUGGUGUAUUCUGAACAUGAUGCAAGAUUCUAUGCUCUAGAUAAACAGCUUAACAAGGAAGCUGCUACUCUUGAUUGGACUAAAUCAAGCAGCCAUACCUUGAGCAGAGUUAGAAAUUUGCCGCAUUAUGAAGAGGAGCUUGCCAUUAAUAAUAAUGUUAGUACAUCACAAAAGCUUGGAGGGCAGGCAUUUAUUAUUCCUGAUGCUCGCAUAUCUUCUGUGGCUGCUGCUUAUAAACGUUUAGCUAACACAUCUACAUCACUUUUGAGAUCUCCCGAGACUGUGCAGGGAAGCAUUAACGUUUCAGGGGCUGGGGAUAAUGAAGGUGAUGAAGCCAUGGAUAUUGAUUCUUUUGCAGAAAAAACUGCAAUACUGAACGAACUUGAUUCUGAUGACUCAGAAGUUCAUUUUUUGAACAAAGCUACACCUGGGCCAUUGGUUACUUCUCUGGAACAUGAUCGCGACGAUUUUGGUGUGAGAGAAAGUUACAUGAAAUUUGAAAAUUCUGAAAGAACGGAUCUAACGGACUUUGUUACACCACAAAGCAUGGAAUCACCUAGUUAUGUAAAUAAGGCUCCCAGGGAGCCUGAUCCAGAUGAUUCUCACAGGGAAGAAAUCACUCCAACACAGCCUGAUUCAAAUGAUAACAUGUUAGCUUGGGAGGGAGUUUCAAGGAGUCUAACCGAUGAGCCUGAUCCAGAUGACCUGGAACUGCAGAGAAUCCAAGACCCUGUUACAGUUAUUUGUGGCCGUCUGCAAAAUGCAAUCGAGGUUCUCAGACGUGAAGUAGAACCUUCGGGUGGCAUGAUUUCUCUGAAAACUCUGUUCAAGAUAAUAUGUAAUGUGAUUGAACAUCCAGAUGAAAUGAAAUACAGAAAAUUGCGAAAGUCUAAUGCCACGAUACAAAGGAACGUUAUUAAUUACAAAGCUGCUAUGGACAUUCUUGCAAUGAUUGGGUUCUGUGAACAUGUAGAGGUUGAUGAAUUUGGGAAGGCGGAAACGUUUCUAGUCUUAAAGCGAAAUGAUCCAGGCUUGUUGUGGCUUGCCAAAUCGUCCCUCGAGGCUUGCAUUGCGUAGUAUCACCCGCAUUUGAUGAAUCCAUGUAGAAUUGGAAAAAGGAAAAAUAAUAUAUAUUUGUGUACAAAACAUGCAAAUAAAUUUCUUAGUGGUGGCUCGUUAUUGAAUUAUUUCCUAUUUUUCUGUAACUAUUGAAGUGAUUUGUACCUUUGGAUGAAAUGAAUACAUUUUGAGCUGAAAACAAUUUGACCAGUUCUCAUUCGUGUU
This is a messenger RNA of Olea europaea var. sylvestris, 2156 nucleotides long. RefSeq lists its product as uncharacterized. The transcript has 12 exons. The record is from RefSeq and is a predicted model, not a curated record. Lineage: Eukaryota; Viridiplantae; Streptophyta; Magnoliopsida; Lamiales; Oleaceae. Bases 81 to 1949 code for a protein of 622 amino acids.